This is a messenger RNA of Sorex fumeus (smoky shrew), 3317 nucleotides long. It is a transcript of the gene TBC1D2B, whose product is annotated as TBC1 domain family member 2B. The record is from RefSeq and is a predicted model, not a curated record. Bases 24 to 2837 code for a protein of 937 amino acids. The transcript has 13 exons. NCBI's taxonomy places the organism in Eukaryota, Metazoa, Chordata, Mammalia, Eulipotyphla, Soricidae.
CGGGCCCGGCGCGCGGGCGGGCGAUGCCGGGGCCCGGGGCGCGGGCCGAGGAGCGCGGCGGCGAGGGCGCGGGCCCCGCGCGGCUCUGCGGGUACCUGCAGAAGCUGUCGGGCAAGGGCCCGCUGCGCGGCUACCGCAGCCGCUGGUUCGUGUUCGACGCGCGCCGCUGCUACCUGUACUACUUCAAGAGCCCCCAGGACGCGCUGCCCCUCGGCCACCUGGACAUCGCCGACGCCUGCUUCAGCUACCAGGGCCCCGACGAGGCGGCGGAACCCGGCGCCGAGCCGCCCGCGCACUUCCAGGUGCACAGCGCGGACGGCGUCACGGUGCUCAAGGCUCCGAACUGCCAGCUCAUGGCUCACUGGCUGCAGGAGCUACAGCAGAGGCGAUGGGAGUACUGCACCAGCCUGGACAUGCUCAAGGGGGAUCACGGGGCCCCACCGGCAUCCGGCGACGUGUCCACGGGCCUCGUGGCCAGAGACAACACAGACUCGGUGUUCCCUCAUCCAGACACUUCUGCAGAGAAGGCCAGAAACGUCCUCGCUAUGGAAACGGCUCCGGGAGGGCUGGUGGGCGAGUGCACGGCCGUCCCCACGCAUCCCAGCUCCAUCAAUUUCUCUCUGAGGCAGUGGGGCACAGAGCUCAGAAAUUCCAUGUCUUCUCUGCGACCUGGAAGAGGCCACAGCGAUGGGCGCAAGAGCGUGUUUUACACCAAUGAGGAGUGGGAGAUCCUGGACCCCAGCCCCAAGGAGCUGGAGGAGUCUCUGGUGGUCACCGAGGAGCGGAGACGCCCGAUGCCUGAAGGGAACAAAGGAGUUACCAGCUUCCCCUUUGAUCUGGGGCGUCUUCCCUCCAAAGCAAAGCGCCCCAUGAGAGACAUGAUUGGGUUGUACAGAAGCCGGCAGGGCAGCGGCAGCGGCAGCGGCAGCGGCAGCGGCAGCAGCGAACCGGCCGUUGAGGGGCCCACAGGCAGCACCGACAUGCAGAGUCUACAGGAGGAGCUGGUGCAGCUGAAGAAAGAGCUCUCCAGCCAGAAGGAACUGGUGCGGCUACUGCAGCAGACUCUGCGCUCCUCCCAAUAUGACAAGUACUUCACGAGCAGCCAGCUGUGCGAGGGUGUCCCGCAGGGCUCCCUGGAGCUCCUGCACCAGAAGGACGCGCAGAUCCUGGGCCUGGCCGGGCAGCUGGAGCGGCUGGGCGCUGAGAAGGAGAGCCAGCAGCUGGAGGUGCGGACACUGAAGCAUAAGGUGGGCGAGCUCAGCGAGCGGCUGGGCAUGCUGCUGGAGACCAUCCAGGCCAAGGACGAGGUCAUCAUCAAGCUGUCGCGGCAGCUCAGCGAGGACAACGCCGCUCCCAGCGUACCUCCCAGCUCCCCGUCGGGCCCCGACAAGGACCUGCUGGAGCUGGACCGGCUGAAGGACAGUCUGCAGGGCUAUAAAACCCAAAAUAAAUUUCUGAAUAAGGAAAUUCUUGAGCUCUCGGCUCUGCGGAGAAAUGCAGAAAGGAGAGAGAGGGACCUGAUGGCCAAGUACUCCAGCCUGGAGGCCAAACUCUGCCAGAUCGAGAGCAAGUACCUCAUCCUGCUCCAGGAAGUAAGGACGCCCGUCUGCUCGGAGGGGCCUGGGCCUGCCCGUGAGGUCAUCGCACAGUUGCUGGAGGAUGCCCUGCAGGUGGACGGCCCCGAGCAGCCAGAGCAAGCCCUCCUCAAACCGCCCCUGGUCAGCGAGUAUGACAUUUAUGGAUUCAGGACUGUCCCCGAGGAUGACGAGGAGGAGAAGCUGGUGGCCAGGGUGCGAGCCCUGGACCUGAAGACGCUACACCUAACGGAGACCCAGGAGGUGUCCACGGGGGUGAAGUGGGAGAACUUCCUGGCGAGCACUGUCAACCGGGAGAUGGCCUGCUGCCCGGAGCUGAAGGGCCUGAUCCGCGCGGGCAUCCCGCAUGAACACCGCCCCAAGGUGUGGAAGUGGUGCGUGGACCUGCAUGCACGCAAGUUCAAGGAUAGUGCCGAGCCCGGCUACUUCCAGUCGCUGCUGGAGAAGGCGCUGGCACGGCAGAACCCGGCCUCCAAACAGAUCGAGCUGGACCUGCUGCGCACACUGCCCAACAACAAGCACUACGCGGGCCCCACAUCCGACGGCGUCCAGCGCCUGCGCAACGUCCUGCUGGCCUUCUCCUGGCGCAACCCCGACAUCGGCUACUGCCAGGGCCUGAACCGGUUGGCAGCAGUGGCUCUCCUUUACCUGGACCAGGAAGAUGCUUUCUGGUGCCUGGUCACCAUCGUGGAGGUGUUCAUGCCCCGGGACUACUACACGAAGACUCUCUUAGGGUCACAGGUGGACCAGCGGGUGUUCAGGGACCUCAUGAGUGAGAAGUUGCCCCGUGUGCACGCACACCUGGAGCAACACCAGGUCGACUACACACUCAUCACCUUCAACUGGUUCCUGGUGGUGUUCGUGGACAGUGUCGUCAGUGAUGUGCUCUUCAAGAUUUGGGACUCAUUCCUCUACGAGGGGCCCAAGGUGAUAUUCCGAUUUGCCCUGGCGCUCUUCAAGUACAAGGAAGAGGAGGUGCUGAGGCUGCAGGAGCCCAUGGCCAUCUUCAAGUAUCUCCGCUCCUUCACCCGUACUGUCUUGGAUGCCCGGAAGCUGAUCAGCAUCUCAUUCGGGGAUCUGAACCCCUUCCCACUGCGGCAGAUCCGGAACCGGCGCGCCUACCACCUGGAGAAGGUGCGGCUGGAGCUUACAGAGCUGGAAGCCAUCCGGGAAGACUUUGUGAGGGAGCGGGACGCCAGCCCCAACAAGGGGGAGCUGGUCAGUGAUGAGGAGGAUACCUGAGCCCCCACCUCACCGCAGGGGCCCAGAGGCGCUGCCCAUCCUGCAGGGGCUCUGCUCUGCUCAAGCCAUUUCCAACCAGCUGGUGAGUGACCAGCUAGCCGUUUCUGUGACCUGUGCACACGUCUUCCAGGCUGCGAACUAUAAGGCUGGAUGGUGGUGGGGUCCAUGUACCCCAACACUGCUUAGCACGAGGAUUCCAGGGCAGAGGCAGGCCUCCUCAGAAAGGUCAACCUGUCCACUUCAAAACAGCUUCUAGAUCCAGAAUGGUGUGUCCCUAAGGGGCAUGCAGGCUGUGGGACUCCCAGCAGUAGCCCCCCAGCUGGCUCUGGCGAGGGCUGGGCACAGUGCUUCCUAUGGCUCCUGCAGAGGCAGCCCUCGCCAUUGUGGCACCCGGCCCUCUAGUCUCCAGAGGCACUGAGCACGGCCAGGUCCUUGUACCCUGGCUCUGGCUCUCCUCUCUGUUGAGGGCUUCUCUGACUG